AUGUAUAGCCGCGACAACAAGAUCAUGCGGAAGCUCCUCGGAAAGGCCUCUGCCGACAACUCUACCGACACGACGAGCCCCGGUAUUGGCAUCACGAGUGCGCCGCAUCUGCCGUCUUCGUUCCGCCCCAACUUUUCUCAGUACGCCGUCUACGAUGCGACCUACCCCAUCUACAGCAUCGAUGCCCCGGCCGAUCGUCGCUCCGUUGUCCUGGCCAGUCGCCAUGUCCUCAAGACUGUGGUCUUUGAUGGCCUCAAUAUCGUCGAUGGCGUUGACGUUCGAGCUGCCAUCGUCUCGGCGUCCAAUCCAAACAAGGGCGCAUCGUCAGCGACGGCCGAUCAGCUCUCCGUGAAGGAGGUGAAAUGGCAUAAGGACUCGACCAUCUUCACUGCCUGUACCAAUGGCAAGAUCUUCUCCUACGAUCUCGCAAGGAUAGCCGCCGGCGGUUCCCUCAUGGACUGCGUCCAGAUGAGGGAGGACUCGCGCCAGGUCAAUACCCUCGACAUCAACCCCCAUCGCCGGAGCUUGCUGCUGUCGGGCAGCCAAGACGGUUUCGUGCGCUACUUCGAUAUCCGCGCGCCCGUGCAAAGCCGCGCUGGCGGCAUGACGUACCAGGCCAAGGCAGCCUUUAAAUGCAAUGCCGAUGGCGUUCGCCAGGUCCGUUGGUCGCCGAAAGAGGGCAUGUAUCUGGCAUGUGGCACCGACGGUGGCGUGGUCUUGAAGUGGGAUUUGCGAAAGCCGACCACGCCGCUGCUGCGCAUCACGGCACACGAAAAAGCCUGCACGUCCAUCUCGUGGCAUCCUGAUGGGAACCAUCUGGUCAGUGGCGGCAUGGAUCAGAAGUGCGCCGUCUGGGACUUCUCCAAGGACGCUGACAAGCGCCAAAAGCCGAAGUGGUCGAUCCAAACGCCCGCCCCUGUAUCUGUCGUCAGCUGGAGGCCGGGGCUGUGGUCUGCCAGUGCGCAGGGCAAGCGUGCCGCCCAGAUUGCCGUGUCUUACGACGAUGCCAGUCUCAAGCGUUUCGGAGUUCGCGCGGCCCAUAUCUGGGAUCUGGCGAGGCCUACCAUCCCGUUCAAGGAGCUCAACUGGUUCAAUUCGCCGCCAUCAAGCCUCAUGUGGCUUGACCAAGAUCUUCUCUGGGCUGCUGGUGAAGAUGGCAAGUUUCACCAGUGCGACGUUGCCUUCGCCCUGAAGACCAUGGAUCGAAUGACGUCCUCCAGCAUGGCCUUUUCUUCAUGUGGGGACGUGGCCAUGUUUCUCGAUGAAAGACCGCAUCAGCGGCCGAGACCGACUGUGGUGCACCGCAAGGAGGGUAAUGUGACACCUCGUUCCGUCUACGGGUCCAGUCCUACAACACCCCAACUCAGCAUCAGUCGCAGCGAUUCCGAAGAUGACGCUGUUGGCAGCUUUCUCGGGCCACGGCGGAAGCUGAGCCGGAAGAGGAGGCCUAGUGUACGCUCCAUACCCGCGCUCAGCACAACGCCGCCGUCUGGUUCCGCAGACGGGGAGCCUGUACUAUCUUUAGAGCAUGCCAUGAGAGUUACUGGGGUGUACAAGACACAGCAGGCCAUGGCGGUUGGUCGCGUCCCUGCUGCUGCCAAGGUCAACCACUAUCAGUACCUUUCCCAGUGCUAUCUCGAGACACUGGACCGCGAAUUACCGCAAAGAGAAGGCGGGAAAGCACUUGUGGACCGUGUUGCAACUAUACUGAAUGAGUUUGCCUACGCUGCGGAAGGUGUUGGCCAAUUUCGACUGGCACAAACGUGGCGCAUAUUGGGGUACGCCAUGGACCUCCUCCUCAGACGAAGAGCCCAGUACCAUCUCGAGAGGCGAUUGGGUCAUUUCCAGAAACGACCUUCAGUAACCAAGUCAAAAGACGGAGCCGUCAAAACCGCCGAUCUCAAGAGUUUCCAGGGCCUGAGCCAGGACAGCAUGAAAGCGCCAAACCCGCUUCGCCGCGCCAGUGCGGUGUCCGUCCAACUGGAAAGCCGCUCCCUCUCUGUCAGAUCCCUUCUUUCGGAAGAGAUCGAAAGCACCUCCAACGUACCGACUCCGCUCGCAAGGCCGGUGCAUGAAGACGAUCCCAAUACAGAUCACGGCAGCCUCAGGCCCGGCAAGAAGUUGACACCCGUCUUUGAACUAGACAGUUUCGCCUUACCCCCAGCGGUCCACAGUACGUUCAACUACAGUCCGCGCAAACGACUGGACUCAGCUCCUUUGUCACUUUUGAGCCACGAAAGCGACCAGACAGAGGCCUCGCAUACUGAGGGGUACGACUUUUAUGAUACUGACGCACUCUCCCUUGCCGUAGAUGUCCCAGAGCCAGAGAAGAAGGAUGAAGCGCACUCACCCGGUGGUGGAUCUCGUUCGAAGAGACCUCCCAAAGUGAUGAGGCACGACUCGGAUGACAGCUUCUUGCAAAUGUUCUCCAUUUCGGAUGGGAGUCGAAAGUCCGCCAACCUUUCCCUGCCAAAAGCAGGCGCCGCAAGUGAGCUUAAAAAGUCCGAGUUUGAACCCGUGCAAGAGCACGACGAUGAGCAUGGCGAAUACGAGAGCCGCAUCCGAGGGAAAGAGAUUGAAGAGUCUCCCGAGCUCCACAACCUGUCCUCCAUGCAGAUGAGGCGAGGCUUGCUGCCGAUGAGUAACUCCCCCGAAGAGGUGUUCAUGAUUUCACAGACAACCAUUGGCGACGAUGAAGAUCCCUCAGCCUCAGAAGUCUCGGCGCGUCGGUCACAGUCAAUCGUAUCGGAUGCGCCUACCUUUGACGAUGACGCCCCUCUUCAUGUUGGUGUCGUCUCGGCGAGCCCACCCCAGGCGCCAACCGAAUCGCAGAUGCUAGACGUAUCUCCAGUCAUCAUCGAAAGCGACUACCUCCCCUGGUCUGAUGAUCCCCCUUACCCACAGAAGUUGGCGACCGAACUCAACAACAAAGGCUACACCAUUCCAACCCCGCCCCUCGACCCGUAUGGUCUCAUCACGAGCACUCUCGAUUUUGAACUCCGCACAUCCAAUCUUAACGCUGCGGCAAUGAUUCUACUUCUCAGGCCGCUGGUUCCGGAGGCACUCAUCGACGCCCACCGCGCAGCCUCAAUCCUGCGCGCAUACCACGCUCGACUCGCGUCUAUGCGCCACUUUGUCGAGGCCGCGCUUUUGCGAAACCUCUGUGUCAAGGGCUGGCCCGAGAGCCUGCCUGAAUGGGGCGAAUCUUAUACCGCAAUUUUCGGCCCCGCCCAACAAGGCGUCAAGGCGGGCUUCCUGUGCCCUUCGUGCCGCAAGCCGCGUGAGAUAGACCCCCGCCAGGGCUCUGGUGCCAUCUGGCAGUGUGAGCGAUGCAGGACUCACAUGGCUCCUUGCGCGGUGUGCGGCCAUCGCGAGGCCAGUCCCGUCGUUCUCCCGCUGACAGAGGGCAUGGACGCCAAGCAGCGUGCCCAAGUUGCCGAGGAGGAGAUCAUGGGUCUGUGGUGGUACUGUCCGGGCUGUGCGCACGGCGGCCACGCAACGUGCCUUCAGGGCUGGCAUGCUCCGGAUGGCUUCCACGGCGACGCGCCCCCUGCCGAUGGCAGCGACGGCUGCUGCCCGCUCGAUGGGUGCGGCCACGCCUGUCUGCCCGGUAAGUGGCGCGAUGAGAGGGCGACGCAGCGCGCGGAGGAAGUCGGCCGUGCGGCGCUCGACAAGGCGCGUGCGCAGGCGCAGGUGCAGCGCAAGACGAGCCUGAGCGGCGGGCGAGGCAGAGGUCCUCCGUCACCGGGAGUGGCCAUUCGAGGAGACGGUGUCGAGGUCCCGCAGAGUCGGGCCGUUGAGAGCGUGCGCGAGGCGCUGGCGAGCGGAGGCGGUGCUGCCAUGAGCUCGGGUCCUGGGGCCAGCAUCCUCAGCUCCAGUCCUGGCCGAGCAGGGGAGCGAGAUCGCGAGAGAAGAAAGAGCGUCAAGUUUGUGCCGACGGACCGCUAG
Verticillium dahliae VdLs.17 is the source of this 3948-nucleotide messenger RNA. Its product is annotated as WD repeat-containing protein. The record is from RefSeq and is a predicted model, not a curated record. Gene Ontology annotation, molecular function: protein binding. Gene Ontology annotation, biological process: positive regulation of TOR signaling. NCBI's taxonomy places the organism in Eukaryota, Fungi, Ascomycota, Sordariomycetes, Glomerellales, Plectosphaerellaceae. The coding region runs from base 1 to 3948 and encodes 1315 amino acids. The transcript has a single exon.